Manis pentadactyla (Chinese pangolin) is the source of this 2297-nucleotide messenger RNA. RefSeq names its product mas-related G-protein coupled receptor member F. Gene Ontology annotation, cellular component: membrane. The record is from RefSeq and is a predicted model, not a curated record. Gene Ontology annotation, molecular function: G protein-coupled receptor activity. Bases 398 to 1429 code for a protein of 343 amino acids. Lineage: Eukaryota; Metazoa; Chordata; Mammalia; Pholidota; Manidae. Gene Ontology annotation, biological process: G protein-coupled receptor signaling pathway. The transcript is spliced from 3 exons.
GAAUUGGGUUCGGGGCGGGUUCUGCUCCCAAAGCGUCUCCUCCAGCAGGCAGGAGGGUGAGGGCUCUCCUCCCCUCUGCGUCCGUUUCCUGAGGCUUGGGGCAGCGCUCUGCACCGGCCCGGUGCCCCUGUGGGCCAGCAUCCCAGGAGGAGCCCGCCGAGAAGGGGAGACCGUCCCUGUGCCUCUCCUGCAGCCCUGCCUCCGAGGGAGCCACACGACUGCCCGUCAGCCUCUCCUCUAAGGUGAGCGCCCUUGGAGGCUGGGACAAGCGUCUGGAAGGCGGAGGAGGCUUCAGCGGAAGGCGGUGAGGAACUGCAGCCUCCUGCCUCUGCCAGGUGAGGUGUGCAGGCUGGUGAGCCGAGCAAAGCCCGAAGAAUCAGGACCUGCAGGCUCGGAGAUGGCUGGGAACUGCUCCUGGGACGCCCACCCCACCACCAGGAACAAGAUGUGUCCCGGCGCCAGCGAGGCCCCGGAGCUCUACAGCCGCGGCUUCCUGACCACCGAGCAGACCACCGCGCUGCCGCCGCCUGUGCUCACCAACUACAUCUUCCUGCUCCUCUGCCUGUGCGGCCUGGUGGGCAACGGGCUGGUCCUCUGGUUUUUCGGUUUCUCCAUCAAGAGGAGUCCCUUCUCCAUCUACUUUCUGCACCUGGCCAGCGCCGAUGUCGGCUACCUCUUCAACAAGGCCGUGUUCUCCAUCCUGAACACAGGGGGCUUCCUGGGCCCGUUUGCCGACUAUGUCCGCGCCGUGUGCAGGUUCCUGGGGCUCCUCACGUUUGUCACCAGCGUGAGCCUCCUGCCGGCCGUCAGCUCGGAGCGCUGCCUGUCGGUCAUCUUCCCCACCUGGUACUGGCACCGUCGGCCCAAAUGCCUGUCGGCCGUGGUGUGCACCCUGCUCUGGACCCUGUCGCUCCUGGUCACCGGCAUCCACAACUACUUUUGUGUGUUCCUGGGCCGCCAGGCCUCCCGGCUGGCCUGCAGGCACAUGGACACCUUCCUGGGUAUCCUGCUUUUCCUGGUCUUCUGCCCGCUCAUGGUGCUGCCCUGCCUGGCGCUCAUCCUGCACGUGGAAUGCCGGGCCCGGCGGCGCCAGCGCUCCGCCAAGCUCAACCACAUCGUCCUGGCCAUGGUCUCGGUCUUCCUGGUGUCCUCCAUCUACUUGGGCAUUGACUGGUUCCUCUUCUGGGUCUUCCAGAUCCCGGCCCCCUUCCCCGAGUACGUCACCGACCUGUGCAUCUGUAUCAACUGCGGCGCCAAGCCCGUUGUCUACUUCCUGGCCGGGAGGGACAAGUCGCAGCGGCUCUGGGAGCCCCUCAGGGUGGUCUUCCAGCGGGCCCUGCGAGACGGCGCCGAGCUGGGAGAGCCCGGGGGCGGCACCCCCAACACGGUCACCAUGGAGAUGCAGCGCCCCUCCGGAAAUGCCUCCUGAGAGGCCAGCGCCUGGGGGCGAGGCAGGGGCCACAGGCGGCUGAGGGCCUCUGGAGGCUCUUUGCCAAGGGACAGGAGCUCAGCAGCCCCCUGGGGCCCGCACGCAGGGAGAAAAGCCUGCUUCCAGCCGUUCACGCCUCCUCCUCUGUGGCUGAGGCUCCACGGGGGGCCGAGAGACUGAGCAGACACCUGGAAACAGACCCUGUGGCCCUGCCAGGCCCCCUCAGCCAUGCUGCCCCUCCAGUGACCCACUGUACAGACGCCGACCCCGGUGGGGGGCCAGGUGUUGGGGCCCCUCCUCCACCCAGGCUGGGCAGGGAAGAAGGGUGUGCCCAGUCCUGUCUGCCUCCUGCCCCUCUGAUCAGCCCUCCUUGAAAGGGACACGGCCAGCAUGGCUGCCGAAGGGCCAGCAGCUUUGCCCCAGCAGAAGGGCACCUGGUCUUCAUGCUCCAUCCCCUCAAGGCACUGCGAGCACGCGGACCUGAACAAAACGGUGCUCCCCGGAGCAGGGCUUUCUGCAAACAGCAUCCCUGCCGGUGACGAAGCUUUUGGUGACUUUAAGGAGGGAGUAUCUGGCUGUGGAGAGCAGCUGGAGAUGGCCAAGGCGCUCAGCCAGUGCAGUAGGUCGCUCCGUCCCGAUUCCGUGCCAGCCCUCCCGACGCAGUCUCCAGAGCUCGCCAUGUGCCCCAGCUGCUCUGUGCCUGGGACUAGGGAUCCGGCAGACUGUCCGAGCCGUCUCUGGCUUCCAGCACCCCCCGAAAGUGGGGACUGGCUCUAGCUGGCCACCCUAGCCCACCUGCAAACACAGUGGCCAAACAGAAGUUUUAUGAGACAACAGAUGUAUAUCAAUAAACCUUUUGUAUCUUGCA